Pieris macdunnoughi is the source of this 225-nucleotide messenger RNA. Lineage: Eukaryota; Metazoa; Arthropoda; Insecta; Lepidoptera; Pieridae. The record is from the annotation of a GenBank genome assembly.
AUGCAUCGAUACCAGCCCCGAAUCCACUUGGUGAAGAUCAGGGAGGGAGGUGGACCCAUCACAGAUCUAUCAAGAGAACAGCAUAGAACCUUCGUCUUCCCUGAAACUGUGUUCACAGCAGUGACGGCGUACCAGAACCAGCUGAUAACGAAACUUAAAAUUGACUCCAAUCCUUUCGCAAAAGGCUUCCGAGAUUCGUCGAGAUUGACAGAUUUUGAUAGGUGA